AACUAUAUAAGCAAGGUGUCCCAGCCAGUCUAGGCGUGAGUUUCCGAAGAAACACACGGAGGCAAAAGCUGACACGAAGGAAGCUUCUCAGGGAUAUCCUGAACUUCUGAACUCCAGAGUGCGCAGCACUGAAAGAAUUUCAAAGAAACAAGAUGUCUGCACCAAAGGGAAUUUCCAUUGGCAUUGAUCUGGGCACCACCUAUUCAUGUGUUGGGGUUUUCCAGCAUGGCAAAGUAGAGAUCAUUGCCAACGAUCAGGGCAAUAGGACCACUCCCAGCUACGUGGCCUUUACUGACACAGAAAGGCUCAUUGGAGAUGCUGCCAAGAACCAAGUUGCAAUGAACCCCAACAACACAAUCUUUGAUGCCAAACGGCUGAUUGGAAGAAAGUUUAAUGACCCAAUUGUCCAGUCUGACAUGAAACUCUGGCCUUUCAAGGUGAUCAGUGAUAAUGGAAAGCCCAAAGUCCAGGUGGAGUACAAAGGGGAGACCAAGGCGUUCUAUCCUGAGGAAAUUUCUUCCAUGGUCCUGGUUAAAAUGAAGGAGAUAGCUGAGGCCUAUCUGGGGCAGAGGGUGUCAAAUGCAGUCAUCACAGUGCCAGCUUAUUUCAAUGACUCACAGAGACAAGCCACCAAGGAUGCUGGGGUGAUCUCUGGACUAAAUGUUCUGAGGAUCAUCAAUGAGCCCACAGCAGCAGCCAUUGCCUACGGCCUGGAUAAAGGUAAAAGAGGAGAACGCAAUAUACUGAUCUUUGAUCUUGGUGGAGGCACCUUUGACGUGUCAAUCUUGACCAUUGAGGAUGGCAUCUUUGAGGUAAAAUCCACUUCAGGAGACACACACCUUGGUGGGGAGGACUUUGACAACCGAAUGGUCAACCACUUUGUAGAAGAAUUUAAAAGAAAACACAAGAAGGACAUCAGCCAGAAUAAGAGAGCAGUGAGGAGACUGCGUACAGCUUGUGAGAGAGCAAAGAGGACCUUGUCCUCCAGCACUCAGGCAAGCAUUGAGAUUGACUCUCUCUUUGAGGGAAUUGAUUUUUACACCUCAAUCACAAGGGCGCGUUUUGAGGAGCUCAAUUCAGAUCUUUUCAGGGGAACACUGGAUCCAGUUGAGAAAGCCUUGCAGGAUGCCAAGCUGGAUAAAUCCAGGAUUCAUGAAAUUGUGCUGGUUGGUGGCUCUACAAGAAUUCCCAAAAUCCAGAAGCUCUUACAGGACUUUUUUAAUGGCAAAGAGCUGAACAAGAGCAUCAACCCAGAUGAAGCUGUGGCCUAUGGUGCAGCAGUACAAGCUGCCAUCCUCAUGGGUGACACUUCAGAGAAUGUCCAAGAUUUGCUGCUGCUGGAUGUGGCUCCCCUGUCUCUGGGUAUUGAAACCGCAGGCGGUGUUAUGACACCUCUGAUUAAGCGAAACACCACAAUCCCCACCAAGCAGACUCAGAUCUUCUCCACAUACUCAGAUAACCAGCCAGGUGUACUGAUUCAGGUAUAUGAAGGCGAGAGAGCCAUGACCAAAGACAACAACCUUCUGGGCAAGUUUGACCUCACAGGUAUCCCUCCUGCUCCCCGGGGUGUUCCACAGAUAGAAGUAACUUUCGACAUCGAUGCCAACGGCAUUCUAAAUGUAUCUGCCGUCGACAAAAGCACUGGCAAAGAAAACAAAAUCACCAUCACCAACGACAAGGGCCGCCUUAGCAAAGAAGAGAUUGAACGGAUGGUACAGGAUGCUGAAAAGUACAAAGUUGACGAUGACUUGCAGAGAGAGAAGAUUGCAGCAAAGAACUCGCUGGAGUCCUAUGCCUACCAGAUGAAGAGCAGCGUCGAGGACGAGAAUAUGAAAGGUAAAAUUAGCGAGGAGGAUAAAAAGAUGGUCAUUGACAAAUGCAACCAGACGAUUUCCUGGCUGGAGAACAACCAGCUCGCAGAGAAAGAUGAGUAUGAGCACCAGCAGAAAGAACUAGAGAAGGUGUGCAGACCAAUUGUGACAAAGUUGUACCAGGGAGCAGCACCGCCAGGAAGCUGCGGCAGCCAGGCAGGAGGAACCUCCCAGGGCCCCACCAUUGAGGAAGUGGACUAAAACCAUGGACCUCAGCACUUAAUGUUUAUGGGAAAAUGUAUCAGUUAUUUAGUUAAUAAAAAAAAAAGGUUUCCACUGUUUUUUGAUUUUCUAAAAAUAAACAAUAAAAAUACAA
Archocentrus centrarchus (flier cichlid) is the source of this 2187-nucleotide messenger RNA. It is a transcript of the gene hspa1b, whose product is annotated as heat shock protein family A (Hsp70) member 1B. NCBI's taxonomy places the organism in Eukaryota, Metazoa, Chordata, Actinopteri, Cichliformes, Cichlidae. The record is from RefSeq and is a predicted model, not a curated record. Gene Ontology annotation, molecular function: ATP binding; ATP-dependent protein folding chaperone. The coding region runs from base 153 to 2072 and encodes 639 amino acids. The transcript has 2 exons.